This is a messenger RNA of Rhipicephalus microplus (southern cattle tick), 2665 nucleotides long. Its product is annotated as UDP-xylose and UDP-N-acetylglucosamine transporter. NCBI's taxonomy places the organism in Eukaryota, Metazoa, Arthropoda, Arachnida, Ixodida, Ixodidae. Gene Ontology annotation, molecular function: UDP-xylose transmembrane transporter activity; UDP-N-acetylglucosamine transmembrane transporter activity. Gene Ontology annotation, biological process: UDP-N-acetylglucosamine transmembrane transport. The record is from RefSeq and is a predicted model, not a curated record. Gene Ontology annotation, cellular component: endoplasmic reticulum membrane; Golgi membrane.
UGUGGAGUUGUAGAACGCGUGGGCCGCUGGUUUCCAUUCAUUUAAGGUGCGAUUAAGUGUCUGCAGUUCGCGGGGCGCAGUCAGUCGACACAGAUGCGGCGAUGAUUACACGUAUAUAUAACGAACAAUGGAGCCCGAGGCGCUAGAACGGACAGUUUAAUGAGUGCAUUGAGCUCGCGCAGGAAGUGAUGUCUGCAAGUUUCGGGGAGAGCCACGCAUCUGCAGUUAACGGUUCUUAGCGGUUACCAUCUGUUUUAACGUUGCCAUGGCAAUUCACAUUAUAUUAGCGACAGCUUUCGUCUUCUUGGGAUGUUGCACAAACGUCUUCUUCCUCGAACUGUUGGUCAAAGAGCAUCCAGGAUGCACCAAUCUGAUCACCUUUUCACAAUUUCUCUUCAUCGCCUUAGAAGGAUUCAUAUUUACGACGAAAUUCGGCAAGAGACGCCCGGUCAUUCCACUCAAACAUUAUGUCACGUUGGUCGUCAUGUGUUUCUUGGUCAGCGUUUCUAACAAUCAUGCCCUUUCGUACGACAUAUCGAUGCCCCUGCACAUGAUCUUCAAAUCUGGAUCACUUAUCGCAAACAUGGUCUUAGCCAUCAUUUUACAAAAGAAGAGGUACCCACUCUUCAAGCACCUUGCAGUGUAUAUGAUAACACUUGGCAUUGUUAUAUGCACCAUAGCUUCAGUGGGUGGCGGCAAGGCGAAAGAAGCGGGGACGGCCAAGAUAGAGGAAGGCAGCGUUUACACCAAAUGUGUCGGCAUAGGACUUCUUUUGUUUGCGCUGUUGCUGUCGGCUCGCAUGGGUAUUUAUCAAGAGACUCUGUACGCCCGCCAUGGCAAACACCCUCGUGAAUCUCUCUUCUAUGUACACGCUCUGCCCCUGCCGGGGUUUCUCCUUCUCGUGCCCAACAUUUAUUCGCAUGCCGUGCUCUUCAACCAGUCCGCACCGCUGCCUUUCCCCAUGUUGGAAAGCAUACCAAGGUCCUGGAUAUAUCUCCUUCUCAACGUCAUCACUCAAUAUGUGUGCAUCCGGUCAGUGUACGUGUUGACGACAGAAUGCUCGUCGCUGACUGUGACGCUGGUGAUCACACUGCGCAAGUUCGUCUCACUGCUUUUGUCCAUCUACUAUUUCCAAAACCCGUUCACAAUUACCCACUGGUUCGGCACUGCACUCGUGUUCACAGGAACACUGCUGUUCACCGGAGUGUUGUCACCGGCGCCGGCAGUUACAGAGCCGCGUUUGAAAACGCAGUAGGGCACCGUUGUGCCUUCAGUGUUCAUCCUGCUGUGCUGGGUGUGGCUUUGCCGUUUCCUGCGAUGGCGAUAUCCAAGCUCGUACUCUUGUCUCAGUGACAAGACAUGAUUAUAGUGCCUUCCAUCGCUCACUCGUCGCUUAUACCCGUAUAAUGAUUAUAAUGAUGUUAUAAUGAUUAUAUAACUGUUUUAGCCCAUUUGGGAACAAUAGUAGAAUGUUUAUUGUAAAGAAGAAUGUCUGCACUAAUCCUAGUUUAAUCUUUGGACUAAUGUGGCAGUACACUGAAGUCGAUCACCAAAGAAUAGAUCAGCCCUUUCAGUUGGCUAAAUAUUUUCGUUGCACUAGGUACUUGUAGUUCACGAAACGAGGUGCGUUAUGCAUUAUAUUGCAUGCAGCAGGCCAAGGCUCAAGCUGUUAAAAGUAAAACCUUGAUGCCUUAUUGGUGAACAAGAAAGAGGUACUUUUUCUAAAGAAGUUGCUUGCUGCUCUGCACUACUGCUUCACAUGAAAGUUGUUUUUAGUGAACUGUUUUUCAUAGAAACAUGACGGUAUUAUUCUUCCAGAAUAAUACCUUCCCUUUUGCUGAAUGGAAUUGAAUGGGUGAAAAUUGAGUGCAUUCUCUGCAGAUGGGUCAAAGCAAGCUCUGUACUCGGAUUGUUGCAUUGAUGAGAGAGCUUGGUGUUUUACAACUUUUCUGAUUUGACUACAUGCUUCUUUACUAACAAAUCUUGCAAGAAAGUUAUUUUAGGGGUUCGUUUUGCUAGCGUUUUGAAGCUGCACUUGAAACUGCGCAUUCUGCGUGCUAUCUGCAACAAUGUUAGAUAGCUAUGGUUUGCUGAAUGAAGGGAACAGUGACAUUAUAAACAAUUUCGCACUGGAUUUCUUAUAGCAUCGGUCACUUCCCAGACAGUGGACACAGCCAUUCUUUGUAAAAAGUACUCCGAGGUACCAGCUUUACAUAAUGUGCUAUGCAUGUAUAUGUACAGGACAGCUAGUAGUCUACCCGGAAGACCGAAACGUGCACUGUGACCUCUCAGCCACAGUUAGUUCACUUUACAAACAGAGGAAUCUUUUCAAUCUGUGAUGCUGUACAACUUCUCGAAUCGCUCAAGCUGACCAUGUCAAAUCCGGCGUAUGAUUGAAAGUGCUGGGCGCAAGUUCAGUGGCAUACAAUGACAUCAAAAAUGAAAAAGUUAUGGUUGACGCUAAAGGCUUAGGUGGAAUGGAAUAAAGCCACAUAUGCAGUAUUACAAAUGUGGGCAUCAUUCAAACGCACGUCUUCAUCGAUAUCGCAGGACUGUCGCUUUUGAGGAGUGCAAAGCCACACCCAGUGAUGGUUCUUAGAGGGAGGCAUCAUGUGCUUAAAAUCAUGUACAUUAAAAUAAAAGCUCCUUUUACAAGCUUUACAAA